Messenger RNA from Rubroshorea leprosula, 567 nucleotides. The record is from the annotation of a GenBank genome assembly. Lineage: Eukaryota; Viridiplantae; Streptophyta; Magnoliopsida; Malvales; Dipterocarpaceae.
CCCCGGGAUGCAGCAGACGUGGUAUCCCAAUGGGAAACACCACAUCAACAAUUUUUUCACACUCAAUCAAUCCCAAACCCAAAAAACAAUUGAUGUGGUGUUUUCCCAUUGGGUUGGGAUACCACGUCUGCUGUUUCCCAUGAUACAGCAGACAAAAUCCUUCUUUGUCCCUCUCAUGGCCGUCGAUCACCCAACGUCUUGCUUCCUCCAUCUCACUGGUCGCCGGAGCCUGGGCUACCUCGACGAGGAGGCUAUAUCACAUCGAUUCUAGUUCGACAUAUUUGUUCUUCUUCCGGUGGCGAUCUACUAGUCUUGUCUUCCAUUCCGAAAAACAAACUCAUUGGGUUAAUGACCAUUAGCAUCCACAAUGUCUCAGUUGUAAUUUUUAAUUACUGCAGGCAGAAUUACUGUCUUUAUCCAUGAAUUGUUUCAAUCUAGCCAUCCAUACUACAAGUGAUUUAGGAAGCUACCUUGUGAACUUUUAUAUUAAUUAUUUUGGUGACCUAGCAUGUCAAUUUUAACCAUUAACUUUUUAUGUUUUUUCUUGAAUUAAAUUUUGUUCUUCAA